Caenorhabditis bovis is the source of this 591-nucleotide messenger RNA. The record is from the annotation of a GenBank genome assembly. NCBI's taxonomy places the organism in Eukaryota, Metazoa, Nematoda, Chromadorea, Rhabditida, Rhabditidae.
AUGAAAUGGACGCAUAGGAUAGCGCCGUUCGUCUGGAUUCAGAUGCCAUUAGUCAUGAAGCAAGCUUAUGCGAAGAGAGCCAUGGAAGAAAAAUUGAGAAAGAGAGGAAUGAGAAAGGAAAGUAUGUGGACGAAAGUGUACAAAUUGGCUAAAGAUAGCUCGAUGAAACAGAAAUUGAUGCAAUCUCGAGAUAGUCAGCCAACAUUGAGCGUCUCGCUAUAUUCGGAAAACUCGAAAGCCGAUCGAUCUCUGAGCGCUGCACACAUGGAAGAAUCGAUAACGAUUGAGAGUCUGACGGCAACCCAGGAAACCUCGUGCAAUGCCGAUUUUCUUCAUCCGAAGCGACUGAUUCACUCGGAAAGUAGUCAAAGUAUACACAGCGAGAUGAAGCCUGUUGAAGUUCAAAUCUCGCCAUUCGCUACCCGCAAUAUCGCCGAACUCGAAUGGGAUUGGGUGGCGGCGGUUUUGGAGCGAUGUUUCCUCAUCGUUUUCACGCUCUUCUUCAUUUUCUCGGCGAUUGGCAUCAAUUUAAUUGGAUAUUUCUAUUGGUACAUCGAGAAACACGAAAUUGAGUCAUUUGUCUUUCAAUAA